ACGUGAUCCGCUGUACAGGAAGUAAAUGAAGCGUCGUCCCGCGUCAUCGCGCGCUUUCGAAACGCGGCCUAAAUGCAAUUAUUAAACAAAAUGGACGAGCUUUAUCUGGAUAACAUCGACGAGUACGUCAACGACCACGACAAGAUCGUUACAUAUAAAUGGCUGAGUCUCACUCUUGGAGUUCAUGUCAACACAGCUAAACAAAUGCUCUAUCACUACCUGGACCACAAGAGGAAGGAGAGCUCAGCUCAGCUCCAUGCAACUUACUUCGUUUCGGGAAAGUGUGUGGACAAUGGUCACACGAGUCAUAAGGCGUCAGUGGUGCGUGAGGAACAGCUGGAAGAAUUCAAGUCCAAGAUGAGUUUGAUCGUAAGCGUGCACGUUUACAGCGUCCAGAAAGCUCUGCUGAGAGACAGCGGGCCGCUCUAUGCUGUCGACUACGACGCCGUCAAAGACAACCUCCUCAGCUGCAGCAAGUAUAGCGCCAUACGGUGCUCCAGUGCCGUUCCCAUGUCCUCGGUGGAACGCAACGCUCAGCAAGCUCCGCCUCCUCCUGUUCUAGAGCCUCAACAGAGCAAGAAGCCUUCCACUAAUGGAGACACCACUUCCAAAGCCAGGCCGGCCAAAAGCAUCAUGGGGAUGUUCGCUGGAAAAGCUGCAGUAGCUAAGAGCCAAGAUGGUGGCAAAGAGGUGAAGUCAGAGCCUCAGGAAGCAGCAGCUGAGGUGGAUGUCCCCAAAGGAAAAGCAUCGGCAAAGUUCAAUCACAUGAUGAACUUCUUUGGCAAUCAAAGCAUGAAGAAACAAGAGAAACCUGUGAAGGAGGAGGAAGAAGUAGCAGUGGAGUCCUCGUUGGCGGAACCACGACAGCUGGAAAAAGUGCAAGGAGAAAAGGUCACAACGGAACCGCCAAAGUACAACAAGAAAGACUCAAGAAGCAAAACCAAACGUCUUCAGAGUUCUGACAGUGAGGAGGACAAAAUGGAGAAGAAGAAACGGCGAAGGAUCAAGAAGCCUGUGCCAGACAGCAGCGAAGACGAAGAUGUCAUUCCAGAUUCACCGCCACCAGUGGCUAUGAGAGAAACCUCACCAGCUCCCACCAUGGAACCUGCUUCACAUCCGGGACUUUCUGAGACGACUAAAAUACGCAAGCGCAGACGUGUCCUGAAAUCUCGAACCUUCGUGGAUGAAGAAGAUUGCAUCGUGACGGAGAAAGGCUACGAGAGUGAGUCGUACUCGGAAGACGAAAGCGCCACCAAGCAAGCGCCGACAAAAAAUCAGGCCAAAACAAAAACGUCAGCAAGCAACGAGAAGAAGAGUCAAAAGAAAACUACAGAGAACAAAGCGACAAAACAAGCUUCCAUUAUGGGAUUUUUCCAGAAGAAGUGAUGGACAAAAAACAUAGACAUGUACAAACACACACUCACACACUCAUUCUCCAUAAACUUACGGUGCUGUCAUAUAAUAAACACUCAUGGAAAAAUG
Hippocampus comes (tiger tail seahorse) is the source of this 1482-nucleotide messenger RNA. It is a transcript of the gene pold3, whose product is annotated as polymerase (DNA-directed), delta 3, accessory subunit. The record is from RefSeq and is a predicted model, not a curated record. Gene Ontology annotation, biological process: DNA synthesis involved in UV-damage excision repair; nucleotide-excision repair, DNA gap filling; DNA strand elongation involved in DNA replication. Gene Ontology annotation, molecular function: DNA-directed DNA polymerase activity. The transcript has 12 exons. Bases 73 to 1386 code for a protein of 437 amino acids. NCBI's taxonomy places the organism in Eukaryota, Metazoa, Chordata, Actinopteri, Syngnathiformes, Syngnathidae. Gene Ontology annotation, cellular component: delta DNA polymerase complex; nucleus.